AUGAGUCUUGCAGCGAGCAAACCGCUGCGCGAUUUCUUGACUCCGCUGCGCGCGACUGAUCCGCAGCUCUACGACGUAGCCUGCUCGUUUUCAAAUGUCUUCCGCGAGCUGGCGUCGAGCAGUGAGGAUGACAGUCUUUUCAGUCCCGUGCCUGUAACCCAUCUGCCUAGCGGCCGGGAGUGUGGUCGCUUUCUGGCCGUCGAUGUAGGGAUCACGACGCUGAAGGUGGCUUUUAUUGACCUGCUGGGUGAGACUGCUAUGAGGUCGAGGUCGAUGAGUAACAUGAUCCGUAAAGCGCGACAUUCGCGGGUGCGACGAACGCUUGAGAAGGCGUGGAGGAUCGAAGAGCGAUUGAAGCACGAUCAGCCUCAUGAAUUGUUUCUGUGGAUUGGGAACUGUAUUGCCGAGGUCGUCAAGGACGAUUUGCUGUCGAAUGCAUCUUCUGAGCACCCGCCCUCACAUAUAGAAACUGGCAUUGCGUUCAGUCUUCCCAUCAAACAAGACUCUCUCGAGGAAGCCACAUUAAUGCAGACAGGAAAAGGGUUUACUAUCAGCAGCGACUUGGACCUUCGAAACUCUAUUCUGCAAGGCUAUGAGCGGCAUACUCAGAGAAGAGACGACGAAGAGCGAGCAGCCAAGCGGCAGCGACACUUUGUUCUUCCCCAGCUCAAGAUUACUGCACUCACCAACGACGCUGUCGCUACUCUGCUGUCUCUCUCAUACUCUAUCAAAUCAUACCCCAACAGCCGCGUGGCAAUGGGAAUUGUUCUCGACGAGGGCUGUAACGCGACGAUCCCUAUGAUCCUGUCUGAUUUACACCCCUCAAAAACCCGACACAUUACAGCCCAGGAUCCAGACGCAGCCCAGACUCUAGUCAGUACAGAAUGGACCCUCCGCGGCGCUGCAUCGCCUCUUUACGACCACGGCAUUAUCACCAAAUGGGAUCUCCAACUAGACUCGCAAUCCGCAAAACCAGGGUUCCAGCCUCUGGAGUAUAUGACUGGCGGCCGAUAUAUUGGAGAAUUGAUUCGCAUUAUCUGCCACGACUACUUUACUAGCAUUCUAGGCAUCUCCGACCGCUCCCUACCUACAAACCUCGUCGUGCCGUAUGCCCUACGCGCCGACUUCAUCAUCGACAUAAUGUCAAAUUACCCCUCCACCACAACCCUCAGCGAAUGCCUCAACCGGAAUCUCCCACCACCAAGCUCUAGUGGGUGGACAUGGACCGCGAAGACGGCCAACGUGCUACGGGAGAUCGUGCAAGCAGUACAAACACGCUCGGCUGCGUUGGUUGCUGCUGCCACCGUGGCACUACUGGCGUCGAACCACGAGGUGUCACUGCGCGAUCCGGCAACGCCAUUAAAGAACGAGCUGUUGAGCUGCUCGCCCUCAAAGAGCUUUCACGAAAUCACAUUCGGGUCACGGCCAGACUGGCAUGGCGGGCCGGAAGAACUGGUUGUUGCGUGCAUUGGAGGCGUGAUUCAGCAUUAUCCCAAGUUUAUAGAGAAUUGUCAGCGGUAUAUAGAUCGGUUGGUGAUCCAAGGCGGGCCACAGGAUGGUGGGAAGAGCGUGUUUCUGCGUGAAGCUAAUGAUGGAGUUAUUAUUGGAGCAGGUGUCCUCGCGGGCAUGGUUGGACGUGACUAG
Molecule: messenger RNA, 1644 nt
Organism: Talaromyces proteolyticus
Lineage: Eukaryota; Fungi; Ascomycota; Eurotiomycetes; Eurotiales; Trichocomaceae
Product: putative hexokinase
Exons: 2
Coding region: 1-1644 (547 amino acids)
Biological process (GO): glycolytic process; glucose 6-phosphate metabolic process; intracellular glucose homeostasis
Cellular component (GO): cytosol; mitochondrion
Molecular function (GO): mannokinase activity; D-glucose binding; fructokinase activity
Source: RefSeq, a predicted model, not a curated record